GCGCGUUGAAAAUGCGGAAUUGACAAAAAAAAAAAAAUGUGGAGAAAAAAAAAAAAAAAGUCCCCCAAGCGAUGCCCCUUCUCACCGCAUGACCAGCUUUAGCCGCAAACUAGCAUAGAAGUCACAAAAAAAAAAAAAAAAAAAGCAACCUUAUCUUGCCAUGCAGUUCCUCUCAUCCUGAGGUAGGAAAGGAAUAUGAGCACCACUCAGAUGGUUACUUAAGUGGCCACUGUGAAUGUUGCUUGGAACAAGCCAGUAGAGCUACGUAAGGAGAGAGAAGGAAAGAAGAAACGGCACAACUGUGGUUAGCUCUCAAAACAGUGCCUCCAUGUGGAAGUGAUUCCCUACCCCGUCCUGAACCCUCUCCACAUGAAUCACCCCAAUAAGAGAAGCGAACAUGACAAGGCAUAGCAAAAAUAACACCGCCAACCCUAUAUUCACCUACCAUGAAAGGAAGAAGGUAUCCGAUGUGGGAACCCUGAAGGAAAGACUCGGGAAAGACUCCAUGCGGAGAUUCGAGCAGUGCUGGAUAUGCCUGCGGAGCGCGGAGACACCAAAGGAAGAACAAAAAAACCUACUAGACAUAUCAAACAACUUUUGGUUAGCAAGAAACGUAAAGGUGAAGGACUUGAGUAUAAAAAAAGUGAAGCGUCCAUCGAAGAGUUUGUCCUGUCCUGUUAGUGGGAAGGAGCUGAAAAUGGGAGAUCUAAUAGCCAUUAACCCGGAGGUGUCGCAGGGAGACGACGUCCUCGGAGGGAAGGAGAGUUGGGUUUGCUCCUACUCCAAGAAGAACAUCGAUCAUCAGAGGGCCAUCCUCAUCAAAAAAACGGGACAGAUUAUCAUAAAGGUGGGUGAGCGGCAUGUGGGUGAGCGGCAUGUGGGUGAGCAGCAUUCCAUUUUUGAAAAGUUCAUUUACGGGAAGAACACCCUGGAAGGUACCGUCGGGGAUGGGGACUUCAUCGAGUUGCAGCCAGGCGGAACGGCCUUCUGCUCGCACAGCAAUGUGGAGAAGACCAUGUACCGGGAGUCCCUUCUGUGA
This is a messenger RNA of Plasmodium cynomolgi strain B, 1039 nucleotides long. RefSeq lists its product as hypothetical. The transcript has 6 exons. Gene Ontology annotation, molecular function: ubiquitin protein ligase activity. The coding region runs from base 398 to 1039 and encodes 213 amino acids. The record is from RefSeq and is a predicted model, not a curated record. Lineage: Eukaryota; Apicomplexa; Aconoidasida; Haemosporida; Plasmodiidae. Gene Ontology annotation, cellular component: nucleus.